AUGGAGUUUCCCUUCUUUAUCAGCGGAUCAGACCAUCGGCGCAGCGUACUGAUAAAGAAGGGAAACUCCAUCUACCAGUUCCUGCAAAAGUGCCUUGAGUUGCUGCGCAAGGAGUUUAUCGAACUGAAGACCGUGAUGGCCGACCAGCUGAUGUAUGUCAAGGAGGAUUUGGUACUGCCGCACCAUUACUCCUUUGACGCCUUUAUUGUGACUAAGGCCCGCGGUAAGUCCGGUCCGCUCUUCCAGGUCGACGUCCACGACGACGUGCGCAUUAUCAGCGAUGCCUCUGUCGAAAAAGAGGAGACGCACGCUGGCAAGGUGCUCCGCCGAUCCUGGUACGAACGAACCAAGCACAUCUUCCCGGCCAGCCGCUGGGAGCCGUACGAUCCCAUAAAAUCCUAUGACAAGUACACCGUUAAGGACAAGGACAAAAGCAAAAAGUAG
Drosophila serrata is the source of this 444-nucleotide messenger RNA. Its product is annotated as protein FAM50 homolog. NCBI's taxonomy places the organism in Eukaryota, Metazoa, Arthropoda, Insecta, Diptera, Drosophilidae. The record is from RefSeq and is a predicted model, not a curated record.